CUAACCUUUCUUGGUUUUUCUUUGUUCUAUAUUUUUUUUAUUUGGUAUGCAGCCGCGCAGAAGUUUGCAUCAAACGUUCCCUUUGUACUUAAAAAUGGUGCCCAACCUGGCGAGUAUCAUGUUCGCCUUGCAACAAUUGGUGGCAACAGCGCACCCUGUGAAGUUGAUUCAGACACGUUCGAGAUUAAAGCCAGUACAGAACCUGCUCCAGUUCAACAAGAGGAGCAAACCAAGAGUGACCAGAAGCACGACAACAAGGAUUGGGAUUCCAUGUUGAGUCAACUUGGUCAGUACGUUGACAAGGACAAUGACGACGACAAUAGCAAAGAAAAGAGCAAAUCGUCGUCGUCGCAUAGCAACGCUGCUUCAAAAGACGAAAAGACAGAAUCGUUCGAUCAGUACAUCAAGAGUCUCGACAUGGAUUAUCGUCCUUACAUCAACAACAAUAAAGAUACCGAAUCCGACGUCGUAACGCAUAAAAAUUCUGUUGAAGACGACACGCCUACUGCGGCAGCAUCAACCAAUGACGAAUAUUUCACCAAUGAAGACCACCGUACUCAUGUUGAUGCCCAUUUGAACGAAGAAUUGGGCCAGCUGACCAGUGAUAACGGAAACGAACAUGCGGAUUCUCCAUUCUUCCAAGGCAGCGGUGGUGCACAGACUGUCAACACAGAUUCUUCGACAACAGAUGACGGUGAGUGGGCAACCGAUGAAAUGCCUGCUCCGGUGAAUCAGUGGGUCGAUGAAAGCUCAAAGGAGAAAGGUCAUGAGAACCAAGGUGUCUGGAACGAGGAAAUGAGCGAGUUGAACGGCGAGCACGCGGAUUCGCCAUUCUUUCAGGGCAGUGGUGGUGCACAGACCGUCAACCAAGGUUCCUCAACGACGGCAGAUGACGGCGAUUGGAUUGUGGACGAAAUGCCUGCACCAGUAAACCAAUGGGUUGACGAAAGCUCUGAUGUUAAAGACCAUUCGAACGAAGGUGCUUGGAUCGAAGAAGAGGUUGAUCCUUCUACUUUUGCAGCAGCCCAUGCAAAUCAAGAUGGCGAAGGAUGGUCCGAGGUCACCAGCGACAACAACUAUGCAUCUUCAGAUUUCGAUCACUCGAACGUCGGUACAUGGAUUGCUCAAGAGAUCGACGAUGCGCCUGAACCGACCACCACCACCACGCCGCACGUCGAUGACUCGUCACCUCAAGGAUGGGUCGCUGAAGAAGAUGCACAUAGCAAUGAAUCUACUGACAUUCCUGAUCAUUCGAAUAUCGGUCAAUGGCAAGCUGAAGAGAUUGAUUCUGAUAAUGAUCAUCUUUCUUCGCAAUACAGCCAUGGUAAUGACAAGGUUGCGGAUGAGAAUGAUUGGGUUGAGUCUGAAUCAACGCAUCCUGAUGUUGCCGCAAGUGGUUGGCAGGAAGAUACAUCCGCGCACCCUGAUGCCACAGGUGGCUGGCAAGAAGAUACAUCUGCACACCCUGAUGCGAACGGUUGGCAAGAAGUGUCUUCGACGACUCAUCCCAAUGUAGCAGCAGACGGCUGGCAAGAAGAAUCGUCGAUCACUACACACCCUGACGUUGCUGCAGAUGGCUGGCAAGAGGAAGAGUCCGCUUCACCUGCUCCACAUAUGGAUGACAAUGUUCUUAUGUACUCAGCAGAAGAGCUAAUUAACUAGAUAGCUCGCACACACACUCACACAUCAUCCGAGUCAUUCGUUUCCCUACCUUCGUACACAUACACAUUACACCCAAUCACUCAACAACUCACCUCACAUACACGUACACGUACUUUUCCUCCAUACCCACACAACACUCCUUCUUGGAUCUACACGAAUGGUGAAGUCGUGAAGAUGAGUGAAAAAAAAAACAAUGAUUG
Messenger RNA from Zychaea mexicana, 1862 nucleotides. RefSeq lists its product as uncharacterized. NCBI's taxonomy places the organism in Eukaryota, Fungi, Mucoromycota, Mucoromycetes, Mucorales, Lichtheimiaceae. Bases 271 to 1662 code for a protein of 463 amino acids. The transcript is spliced from 2 exons. The record is from RefSeq and is a predicted model, not a curated record.